Messenger RNA from Phaeodactylum tricornutum CCAP 1055/1, 1419 nucleotides. RefSeq lists its product with no specific name. Gene Ontology annotation, molecular function: 5S rRNA binding. The transcript has a single exon. Lineage: Eukaryota; Bacillariophyta; Bacillariophyceae; Surirellales; Neidiaceae. Gene Ontology annotation, biological process: ribosomal large subunit assembly; rRNA processing. The record is from RefSeq and is a predicted model, not a curated record. The coding region runs from base 104 to 1366 and encodes 420 amino acids. Gene Ontology annotation, cellular component: nucleolus.
UUUUUUUUGUUUUCUUUUUGUUCUUCGAACGCCACUACUGCCUUUCCCAAAAGGCAGCGUUAACAGUUAGCAAUACACUUUCACAUUCCCACCAUAGCCAAUCAUGGGUAAACGAAUCCAAGGAGCCAAGCUCCGAGCGAAGAAACGUUCGCAGGCGGCCGUUGAAGAGCUUCAAGAACAACAGGCGGAAGCGGCCUCCAGUCAAUCCGUGGUCAACAAACCCAACCAGGAUUUGUUCGUGUUAGAUACCACCGGCGAUACCGUGCCGCAAUCUCAGGCAGCGGAGAAAACCGAGAAGCGCAAAAAGUUCCGAACCAUGUCCGAAAAAGACAAAGAGCAGGUGCAAAAGUUGCUACGGAAGCACGGUAAGGAAGAACUCGAGUCGUUGGCACAAGCCGGUCAAGCUAUCGCAAAGCACAAUCGUUUGCGUACCAGAGGAGCGCGGAACAAUAGCAAGGCGGAUUUUGAUUUGUGGAACGACGAACCGUCAAAUGAUGCACAGAUUGUAGUCAAGGAGGACUCGAUCGAAGUCUACAAACAUGCCAUUGGCUCUGCUUGGGCUGGCACAGCGCCGGAAGCUUGUGUAAUCAAGGCACAAAAAGCCAAGGUACAACCGAAAUUGGCAGUCGCUGUUGAUGUUGCUAAAGAUGGACAGUCCUAUCGUCCUGAUCCAAACGCACAUAAGUCAAUAAUCCAAAAAGCUGUCGAUUUGGAAAUGCGACGGGGAAAGGCCAUUGAAUACAACCGCACUCCAAUCGCCCAGGGCUUGUCGGAAGAAACCAAGGCGUUACUCGUUGAGGAUACGGACUCGGAAGAUGAAGAAAGUGACGUAGAGAACGAAACUGAAGAUAUUCUGGCCGGUUCGCUACCUCGGAGAACAGACAAGCUUACUAAAGCGCAGCGCAACAAACAGAGGCGCCUACGCAAGGAACAGGUGCUACUUGAAAUGAAACGUCGGGAAAAGAAGCUGAUGAAGCAAGUCGGAGAAGUAGGUCGGUAUAGAAAGGAACUUACACGAGCCGAGCGUGAGAAAAAGGACGAGGUGGAAAGACAAAAGGCGGAAGCGGAAAAGAAACGACCACUGGGAAUCGAUUUGGAGCACCAGCACGCCGCAAAGGAUCCUAUAUCUACACCCACCUACCCAGUUGCCUUGCCGAAUGAAAUCCAAAGGUCUAGCUUGCGCACCAUUAAGCCCAAGGGAUCCUUGUUGACGGACCGCAUGAGUUCCUUUGCGGACCGUGGUCUGGCUGAAAAGCGGAUGCGUAAAGAAGGCAAAAAGUAUACACACGGCAAACGGCGGAAAUUGAACGUAAAAGGGCGCAAGAACAACGAAAGCACCGGCGCUACGUUUGUGGUGAAAGGAUAAGAUGGUAAAAUAUGCUUACGUAAAUCAACAGCUAUUCUGCGGUUAUUGAUUUC